AUGGCAGGCUAUGGUGGAGCUGCAGACGGAACAGCUUAUAACCCUCAAAGUCAAAUGAAUUUGAGUUCACUCAAAAAUCAAAUAACAGAUGUCAAAAAGUCAAACAUAGACAUACAGAAGCAAAUAAGUGAAAACGAAAAGAAACUAGAAUAUGACAGACACACAAAGAAACUAAAUGAGUUAAACGUAGAGAAAAAGAAGAAAGAAGAACAACUGAAAGAACUAAGUACAGAGCAAUAUGCGAAAAAAGUGUCAGAAAAAGCAGCAGAAGUAGCAAAAAUGGAACAAGAUGUCAUAAAUUUGAAAAACCAUACUACUCAAUAUAAAGUACUGAAAGAUGAAGAGAUAAAACAAAAAGCCCUGAAGACAUAUAUGGAUAGCAAUGAGUAUAAAAAAGAAGUUGAAGCAAAUGUAAAGGCAGAAAAACUUUUACAGUUGCAAAACCAAACCGUACAGUAUGAAAACUUAGCACAAGAAAGUAAAAAUAACGACGCAGCCAUGCAAAAGGCAAUGAAAAGCGCAGAAUAUAUAAAAGCUAACAAUGACUGGUUAGAUGCCCAAGCCAACGCCAAAGCAGCCCAGCUUAUAGGGUCAAUAAGGACAAAAAUACAAGCGGAUGAAGACAGUUCAAAUGAAGCUUUAACGAAUGCUGACUUUAAGAACGCCUUCGAAGCUCUUCAUAGUAAGGUGAAACUAGUGAACGACUUCUCAUCUGGAAAGAAACUGAAGUCUGAAGGUUUCGACAAAGAGUUAAAAGAAGUAGCACAAAAUAUGACGAAAAUAACAGAUGCAGCAACGAGACAGGCAGUUCAAAGUGCCUAUGACGCCGUUAGAGCAACUGUUGUGAAAAGUCAAGAAAAAGAGUUACAACAGACCAAAACAGACCUAGUAAAUGCUUUCUUAAGAACGAAAAGUCAGGUAGGACAUUACGCUGCAGAUGGAACAUAUGUGCCAGCUGGUGGAACUUAUAUACCAGCUGU
Molecule: messenger RNA, 980 nt
Organism: Trichomonas vaginalis G3
Lineage: Eukaryota; Parabasalia; Trichomonadida; Trichomonadidae
Product: protein of unknown function, DUF4106 family
Exons: 1
Source: RefSeq, a predicted model, not a curated record